Messenger RNA from Xiphophorus hellerii (green swordtail), 2291 nucleotides. RefSeq names its product scavenger receptor cysteine-rich domain-containing group B protein-like. The record is from RefSeq and is a predicted model, not a curated record. Gene Ontology annotation, cellular component: membrane. Lineage: Eukaryota; Metazoa; Chordata; Actinopteri; Cyprinodontiformes; Poeciliidae.
AUGGAGACGAUCCUGCUGGUCCUGCUGGUCCUGCUGGCUGCAGCAGUCGUUGACGCCCAGACCAGGUUAGUCGGGCCGUCUCGGUGUUCUGGGAGGGUUGAGGUCUACCAUGAUGAAGUCUGGGGGACGGUGUGUGAUGACAGCUGGGACCUCAGCGACGCCGCGGUUGUCUGCAGGCAGCUGGGAUGCGGCUCCCCAAAGAGUGCCCCCACGGUCGCCUACUUUGGUGAAGGAACCGACCCGAUCUGGCUGGACGACGUGGCCUGUGCAGGAACCGAGAGCAGCUUGGCUGAUUGUCUCCACAGAGGAUUUGGAAGCCAUAACUGUGGACAUGGAGAAGACGCUGGUGUCAUCUGUGAAGGAGAAGCCCAGUUCAGACUGGCGGGUCCAACCCGGUGUUCAGGGAGGGUGGAGGUCUACCAUGGAGACGCCUGGGGGACGGUGUGUGAUGACGGCUGGGACCUGAGCGACGCCGCGGUGGUCUGCAGGCAGCUGGGCUGCGGCGCGGCGCUCGGCGCUCCGACCUCGGCCUACUUUGGCCAGGGAACCGGGGAGAUCUGGCUCAGCAACCUGAGCUGCUCAGGAAGGGAAGUCAGCCUGUCCGGAUGCUCCAACCCGGGGUUCGGCAUUCAGGACUGUGAUCACAGUGAAGACUCUGGCGCCAUCUGUGCUGGAGCCCAGAUCCGGUUGACCGGUCCAACCCGGUGCUCCGGGCGGGUCGAGGUUCUGUUCAACGGCACCUGGGGGACGGUGUGUGAUGACGGCUGGGACCUGAGCGACGCCGCAGUGGUCUGCAGGCAGCUGGGCUGCGGGCCGCCUCAGGCCGCCCUCAGCGCCGCAAGCUUUGGGGAAGGAACCGGCCCGGUCUGGUUAGCUGACAUGAGCUGCUCCGGAACCGAAGCGGACCUGACUGAGUGCGGCCACAGCGGGUUUGGGGUGAACCGCUGCGGACAUGCUGAGGACGCUGCGGUGGUCUGCGGUAAGCCGGUCUCCACCUGGCGGGUCAGUCCCGCUGGGGAAACGGCUGUUUUGGUUCCGGACUCAGGGAAACGUUUCCCAACAGGCGCCCCGGUCAGACUGGCGGGUCCAAGCCGAUGUUCUGGACGGGUGGAGGUCUACCACAGCCAGGCCUGGGGGACGGUGUGUGAUGACAGCUGGGACCUGAGCGACGCCACGGUGGUCUGCAGGGAGCUGGGCUGUGACCGGGCCUAUGAAGCUCCAGGUGGGGCCCAGUACGGACCCGGAGCUGGAAGCAUCAUGCUGGACGACCUGGUCUGCUCCGGUACCGAGAGCAGCCUGACGGACUGCGCGCACAACGGGUUUGGGCUGCAGAACUGCAUCCAUGAGGAGGACGCCGGAGCAAUCUGUGAAGGAAUCGUUAGGAAGGUGGUGAGACUGAAGGUUCUGCAGGAUUCCUCUCUGGACCUGAGCGACCCGGCGGUGCUGGACGGGUUUCUGAACCAGCUGAAGCAGAAGCUGCAGGAUCAGGAGCUGAACGGAAACGUCAGACUGAGCUGGAUGACUUCCGACGGAAAAAUCUUCAAAAAGGACGAAGGACAAAACUGAAGAGCAGAAUAAAGUCUCAGUUCGUUUCCUGGCUGAUUUGGGUUUAUAAUAAUCAUACGCUGCAGCUUAGAGGAGGGAAUUAAACCUGAACUUCACAUGAAAACAGUCAAUUAUUAAAACAUGAAAUGAUCAAAUGUUGAAUGUUUUAAGAGUGAAGCUCUGAAAUGUAAUGAUUAAGAUCCAACUGAAGGCUGUAAACCAAUAAGAGUCUCACACAACAUGGCGCUGUGACGUCGCCCCCCGGUGGCUCUGAGCGGGAACAGCAGGUUUACUUCUUCCUCUCAAUCCUCCUCAUCCUGGUCAAACUGCAACACAAACAUCAAACUGGGAUUUAUAUUACAAUAAAAAGUCAUUAUUUACCAUUCCAGCAAUAUGGAGAACAGGUGAAGAGCAGCUCCAGGAGAAGAUCCGUGUGUUUGGGUUUGAAUAUAUUUAAUAAACUACUGAUGACAUCUUGGUUUCUUUCUCCUGGUUCUGAUCCAUCUGAACACCAAACAGGAUCUUAAUACUCUGAACAUCAUGAAUUCACAACAUAUAACAGACAUUUUAUCACUUCAGUUAUUUCCUGUUACAUGAUGCAGACCUGAGGAAGCUGGUUCAUAAUCAUCAUGAAGGUUAUUAAUGAGAUGUAAACAGUUGCAUGUUUCCAUGGAAACGAGCGGAGCUCUGAUCUUCAUCGCUGCAGUUUGAUGUUUUUCACCUGGAAAAUUGAUUUAUGAUUUUAG